AUGGCGGCAACUGUAGUGGUCGGCCUUCCUACCAGAAUGCCUCCUUGGUCGAAGAGCCCCUUUACUAGGUUGGGCGCAGGAAGCAAAAAAACUUGCGCAAAGCCCGCUUUCUUCGCUCCGCGAAUGAGAGAGAGAGGAAAAAACACGUUCUCUCUUUGCGAGGUCCGAAAGUGGAGAACGCAUAGCAUUCUCUGGGCACAUAGGAUCAAACGUAAAGCAGCGCUUUCUUGGCAGAGUUUUAGGCGGCAAGAGACUGACGGGCUUGUUGGAGCUGCUGAGCAUAACGAAUCGAAGCCGAAGACGGAUCAAGGUUUUUAUUCCAAGCCGAUAGGCGAAGGGCCGAAGGAUGGAGCGUGCAAAGUCGAUCGUGCACCUGUCGUGGGGGCACUCAAAUGGAACUUCGAUCGGAUGCGGGUAUCCAACCCCGCCGCUGAGAUGUCCAGCGGAUUCCUGGGCCUUGACGAAUGGCCGGCCACCUUUUACGUUAGAAGAGCAAAAGGCCCGGGGCAUAGCAGGAUGAACCAAUGUGAAUGA
This is a messenger RNA of Striga asiatica, 534 nucleotides long. The record is from the annotation of a GenBank genome assembly. Lineage: Eukaryota; Viridiplantae; Streptophyta; Magnoliopsida; Lamiales; Orobanchaceae.